CUUUUCAGAAAGUAACCAAUAAAACAAUCGGGCGGGCUUUAGAAGUUGGUUGUUUUCGGCUGUUCCGUCGUCUAACAUUCGGUGCAAUUUUCGCUGCAGUUACUGGGAACACUUUUGCGGUAAAAAGUCACUGAGUCUUGACGGAGUGUUUCUGCUGCCUGAUUUGUUUCAGUGAUUGAUUUUCCAAUGGUCUUAGCUCAGCGUCAAAAAGAGGAGCUAAAUAGAGCUAUCGCCGACUACUUAUUUUCAAAUGGAUAUAUCAAGGCGUUAGAUGCCUUUAGGGAAGAAUCGCAGUUGGUAAGUACAUAAAUUAUGUACUUGUUAACAGUUCAUAUUAACUUCAGGCAGGAGAAAAUGAUAAGAAGUAUGAUGGCCUGUUGGAAAAAAAGUGGACGUCUGUCAUUCGACUUCAGAAAAAGGUAAUGGAUCUAGAGGCUAAACUUAACGAAGCUGAAAAAGAGUUUCAACUGAUGCAAAGCAAUGCCGGAUUUGGUAUAGCAGGUGCUGCACCUGGAAGUGGACUUGCAGACAAGGGGGAUCGGCGUGAUGUUGAUGCUAUCCCUAGGCCUCCAGCUAAAUUUACACUCACAGGCCAUCGUUCUCCAAUAACGCGUGUAUUGUUUCAUCCUCAUUACAACGUUUUUGUUUCAGCAAGUGAAGAUGCCUCAAUCAAAGUUUGGGAUUACGAAACUGGAGAAUUUGAACAUACUUUAAAAGGUCACACAGACUCUGUUCAAGAUGUGGCGUUCGAUCCUACAGGGAAGCUCUUGGCUUCUUGUUCUGCUGACAUGCAAGUAAAAUUAUGGGAUUUUACAAUGUAUCAGUGUAUUAAAACGCUGUCUGGUCAUGACCAUAAUGUUUCCAGUGUUGCUUUUCUGCCAUCUGGUGAUUUCUUGGUCAGUGCUAGUCGCGAUAAGACAAUCAAGAUGUGGGAAGUUUCUACAGGAUAUUGCAUAAAGACAUUCACUGGUCAUACUGAAUGGAUUCGAUCGGUUCGUCCAAGUCCAGAAGGCAAUCUACUGGCAAGUUGUUCUAAUGAUCAAACUAUUCGAGUUUGGUCUGUAGAAACACGAGAAUGUCAAGUAGUUCUUCGUGGUCACGAACAUGUUGUUGAAUGCAUAACCUGGGCUUCUCAUCCUCAAAGCAUAUUAGCAAUAACCACUUCCACAUCUGGAGGUGGGGAUUCUGCAAAUGCCACUACAGAAGGAUUGGUCAUGUCCUCUGCAACAAAUGGAAUACCUAAUGAUUCACAUUCUUCGCCGCCUAGUAUGUCUGCUGCCUUAUUACUUGUUUCUGGAUCACGAGACAGGACUAUCCGCUUUUGGGAUGUAAAUACUGGAGUAUGCUUAUUUGUUCUUAUUGGUCAUGACAAUUGGGUUAGACAACUCGUGUUUCAUCCUCAUGGCAGACUGCUGUUAUCAGCUUCAGAUGAUAAAACAAUUCGAGUUUGGGAUUUAAAGAAUCGUCGGUGUCAUAAAACACUUAAUGCACAUUCACAUUUUGUCACUUCUUUAGAUAUCAAUCGUUUGGCUCCGUACGCUGUAACAGGGAGUGUUGAUCAAACAAUUCAUAUAUGGGAUUGCCGAUAAACAACUGUCACAGUCAUCUUCUUCUUACAUAUAUAUAUGCAUAAAUUGUAAUCAGUAAUUAAAAAAAUAGGUGAAACAAGAAUCAUUUGACAACUGAUCUUCUUGUAUGUGUUUUGUGUGUGUGUGUGUGUCUGCGUCUGUUUCUGUGUCCCUAUGUGGUUUUUGGUGGGUUCUUGAAAUUUUUCACUCUCUCCUGAUCUUCUCAUAAAAUCCUCCAUCUCUUUUUAAAAUGUGUCAGGAGUCAAACCAACAAACAAACACUACUGAUUUGUAUUUAGGAUUUAAAUAUCCGCGCGCUGUCGUUAUUAUCACUAUUAUUAUUAUCCUCAUUUUAUCUCUCCAACCAAAUAUAACUUGAAAUCUCAUUCAUCUGUAUUGUGUGUGUGUGUUUCUUUAUCUAUCCUGUGUGUGUUCAACUUGCAUGCACACACACAUAUAAGAAUUCAAUUCAUUGGAUUUAUUACAACCAAAAUAUGGCUAACCGGUUGUCUUUUACUACGUACUAUUUAUUGUUUUUUUCUAUUUUAUUUUGUCCUUUUUGUCUUCUUCAGAUUUUGUACAUGUAUUUGAUCAGUUAUUUUUUUCCUGGGUUGUUCGGUGCUCUCUGUCUCUCUCUCUCGUGCGCGCGCGCGCGCGCUCCACUUCGUCAAUUUCGAGUCUACUCUUUUAUUCAUCCUUAUUUGUUGUGCAUGUGUGUGUGAAACCGCUGCUUUCUUCUACCAUUGUAUGCUGGUUUUUGAUGGUUAGAUCUAUUUAUGUAUCCUCUGCAUUACAAAUGAAUUCUGCCGAAAGACUUACUGAUGCACUCACUGCUUUGUCAUUUCCGCUGAUGAUGUUGAUGAUAUUAAAAAUGCUGAACUUGAAAAUAAGGAAACUGAGCAGAAAUCGAUAUUGUGAUAUAUAUUGUUCUUAUUUUGACAAUGAAUCCAUUUAUUAUAUAUGAUAUUGUUUAUUCAUUUAGAUUUAACAAUGAAUAUCAAGUCUCGCUUUCUCUCUCUAUAUAUAUAUCCUAUGAUACAUUCAUUGAUACUUCUGUGUUCACCUAGUUAACCUUCAUGGAAUCUCUUUUGCCAUUCCGGUAGAAAACAAAAUAAUCAUCAUCAUUAUAAGUUAGCUUAUUGGUGCUUUCUGUUGAAAAUUAUAUACAAAUUCCUUCAUUUAUUAUUACUACUACUAUUAUUACUCUUAUUAUUAUUGUCACUAUGACUGACGAUAUUCCUCAUCUCUUUCGAUGCUUUCCGUGUUUUGUUUUCUUUUGCGUGUGUGUGUGUAUAGCUACAUUUGUAUUAUCAGGCGCUUUUAGAUGUCUUCCGAGAUCAACGGUCAAAAGAACCCAAUAUUUACCAAUAUAUAUAUAUAUAUAUAUAUAUAUAUAUAUAUAUAUAUAUAUGACAUGUAACAAUUAUAAUUCCAUAAAGAUUUAAUGUGUCACCUCAAUAUAUUUUCCAUCUAUUGCCAUUUUGACUGCAUUCAAAAAAGCCUUCGAUUCGUCUCGGUGUUAUACUUGUGUUUUUGUUGUUGUUGUUGUCGCCGUUGGGGAU
Trichobilharzia szidati is the source of this 3130-nucleotide messenger RNA. The record is from the annotation of a GenBank genome assembly. Lineage: Eukaryota; Metazoa; Platyhelminthes; Trematoda; Strigeidida; Schistosomatidae.